Molecule: messenger RNA, 1047 nt
Organism: Hydra vulgaris (swiftwater hydra)
Lineage: Eukaryota; Metazoa; Cnidaria; Hydrozoa; Anthoathecata; Hydridae
Molecular function (GO): nucleic acid binding
Source: RefSeq, a predicted model, not a curated record
AUGAGGGAUUGUAUGAAAAAUACAGAUCUAAAUCCUAUCAGGGAGCUGAUAAUUUCAUUACACAAAAAAAAUUUAAGUCAAGCUGAUAUUUGGAGACGCCUAAAUGAUAUAAAAGUCAGCAAAUCAUUGAUUAGUCGAACAAUUUCUCGUUACAAAACUACUGGGCAAACAAUUCCAGCUAAAACUAGAAAAAGAAAGCGCGUCAAGCGCACUCCAGCAAUCAUCAAAGUGGUAAGAGAACGUUUACGAAGAAAUCCUGCUCGCUCAGGUCGGCAGCUAGCUAAAGAGCUGAACAUGUCAUAUACCUCUAUGCAAAAGGUUAUAAAAUUGCCGGCCUCACUGACAAAACAAAAAAUUGCCGGCCUCACUGACAAAAAUAAGGUGGAAAGAGUCAAGCCUUGCAAAUCGCUAUUGAAGCGGCACGGUGGUGCAGAUAUUGUUUUUUCGGACGAGAAAAUGUUUACUUUGGAGCACCCGUUGAACAGACAAAAUGACAGAGUUUAUGCUGUAAAGCUCUCUGAUGUUCCUUUAAACGUUAGACCUGUCCCUCGUUAUCAGAACGCUUCGGCGGUCAUGGUAUUCGGGGCCAUCUCAAAAAAGGGGAAAUUUCCUCUGAAAUUUAUCGAUAGAGGGGUGAAAAUCAACAAAGAAUACUACUUACAGAAUGUGAUCAAAGAUUUGAUUGAACCUAAGGCUAAAGAAAUGUAUGGUGAUGAUCCAUGGGUGUUCCAGCAAGAUUCUGCCCCUGCACACAAGGCUAUUGUUGUUCAAGAUUACUGCAAGCAAAAUUUCCCAGAUUUUAUCGAUACCAAAGAAUGGCUUGCUUCGAUUCCUGACCUCAAUCCCCUUGAUUUCUUUGUCUGGGGAUACAUGCUACAAGAACUGGGGAAGCAUAAAUUAACAACUUUGGACCAAUUCAAGGAACUUUUGAUCGACAUUUGGGACAAAAUGCCACAAGAAACCGUGCGUGCCGCGUGUGAAAACUUUUUCAAGAGAUGUCGAGCCUGCAUAAAAGCAGAGGGCGACAGGUUCGAAUUAAACCAAUAA